Messenger RNA from Trifolium pratense (red clover), 1489 nucleotides. RefSeq names its product serine carboxypeptidase-like 51. Gene Ontology annotation, biological process: proteolysis. The record is from RefSeq and is a predicted model, not a curated record. Bases 59 to 1285 code for a protein of 408 amino acids. The transcript is spliced from 12 exons. NCBI's taxonomy places the organism in Eukaryota, Viridiplantae, Streptophyta, Magnoliopsida, Fabales, Fabaceae. Gene Ontology annotation, molecular function: serine-type carboxypeptidase activity.
UCUGUUGGGACUAACGACAAAAUUAAACAUGUUUAUCAUGUAGAGUAUUUUCAUACCAAUGCAAUAUAAAUUGCUAGCGAGUUUCAUUAUUGUUUACUCAUAUUAUUAUUACUUGUUAUUGUUUUUCAUUUUCACAAUGGCAAAGCUUUAUGUGUUUUUGGCCACUCUUAUAUGCAUUGGUAUCCUAUUUCAUGAUGGAAAAGUUGGUGCUUUGAGUAGUGAAGAUGGAUCAGAGGAAUGGGGAUAUGUACAAGUUAGACCUAAAGCACACAUGUUUUGGUGGCAUUAUAAAAGUCCCUACAGAGUGGAGAAUUCCUCCGAGCCAUGGCCAAUAAUUCUCUGGUUGGGGGGAGGACCACCAGGUGGUUCAGCAGUUGCAAUUGGAAAUUUUCAAGAGAUUGGCCCUCUUGAUCUCGAUUUGAAGCAAAGGAAUUUCACUUGGUUGAGAAAAGCAGAUUUGCUAUUUGUGGAAAAUCCAGUUGGAAUAGGGUACAGUUUUGUUGAGGAUUACACCAGCUUAUUUGUUAAAACAGACGAGGAUGCAGCCACCGACUUGGUUACAUUAUUAAUCAAAGUAUUCAAUAAUGAUUCAUUCCUCCAAAAGUGUAAUUUAUUCAUUUUUGGAGAAUCUUAUGGUGGAAAAUUUGCUGCUACUCUUGGAUUAUCAGCCUACAAAGCAAUUAAAAAUGGAACAUUGAAGGCCAAACUUGGAGGUGUGGUAUUAGCAGAUAGUUGGAUCUCCCCAGAAGAUUAUGUGUUCUCAUGGGCUCCUCUAUUGAAAGACCUCUCAAGAAUAGAUGACAAUGGACUACAAAAAUCAAACAUUUUGGCUGAAAAGAUGAAGCAACAACUUGAUGCUGGUGAAUUUUCGAAUGCAUUUGAUACAUGGAAAGAAGUUGAAGAUGUAAUUAGCAAUAGCAGCAACUAUGUGAGUUUCACUGAUUUUAUGGCGGAUGUUGGAAGAAAUUUGUCAACAACAAAGAAGAGAUCAUUCUUUGAAAUAUCAAUGAGGCGUAAAGAUGAUGUAUACAACUUAUUAAAUGGUGCCAUAAGGAAAAAAUUAAAGAUCAUUCCAAAGAUUCUUAUGUGGACACCCUGGUGUGAAGGUGUGUUUAACAGUUUAAAAGGUGAUUUUAUGAAACCAAGAAUAGCUGAGGUUGAUGAGUUGCUAGCUCUUGGGGUCAAUGUGACUAUCUACAAUGGACAAGUUGAUCUACUUUGUUCAACCAAGGGAACUGAAGCUUGGGUCAAGAAACUCAAGUACCUCUUUUUGAGCCAUGCAUAGCACUAAACAUGGUGGGUGCAAUUACAAAAUCACCAGCGCCUUGAAUUUAUCUUAUAUGGCAUACAUAUUGUUAAAUAUAAAUAAUACAAAUAGAGAAUGAAACAGAGAUCCUGUUGAAAAUUUGGGAUGGCAUAUGUAAAAUGUUGAUCAUUCUAUGUUUAUCGAUUAUUAAUAAUCAUAAAUAUAUUUUUAUUUUAUUUUUUC